AUGUAUACUCUACUUCGAGCUUCGAUGUUAUUUUCAAGCUCUAACCGAUAUUAUGCUAAAGGGAACUUUAUUCGAAGUUACUCAAGCACAGUUGGUAAACCUCUAUUCGAUAAGAUACUCAUUGCCAACCGUGGCGAGAUAGCAUGUCGCGUAAUACGUACUGCGAAACGACUGGGCGUGAAGACAGUCUGUGUAUAUAGUGAAGCUGACAGAAAUGCUCUUCACACAAAACUGUCUGACGAAGCUUACUUGAUAGGUCCAGCGCCUUCAUCCGAAAGUUAUUUAAAUAUUGAUAAGAUUAUCGAAGUCGCUAGGCGCAGCGGGGCUCAGGCCAUUCAUCCCGGAUAUGGAUUUUUGUCUGAGAACCCGACGUUCGCAUCUCGCCUAGCUGAAGAAAAGAUCAUUUUUAUAGGACCACCAGCAUCUGCAAUGAUAUCAAUGGGAUCAAAGAGGUAUUUAUUUGAGAUAGCAAGUAUGGUUUGUGAUAUACCUUUAAUGUCUACCCCGUUUUGUUUUCAACUAAUUGCCCAGCCGUCGCUUAUCAUACCUAAAUCUACAUCUUUUCCGUCGCACAUAAUUAGCGAGUCCAAAGAAAUAAUGACUGCAGCUGGCGUACCUGUUGUCCCGGGAUAUCACGGCGCAAACCAAGAAAUCUCCUUUCUCAAAUCCAAAUCUCUCGAAAUUGGUUACCCUAUCCUAAUUAAAGCCAUUAAAGGAGGCGGAGGCAAGGGCAUGCGAAUAGUUUACGAUCCAUCCGAUUUUGAGCUCCAACUAAACUCCUCUAAGCGUGAAGCAAUGAACUCUUUCUCCGAUGAUCAAGUCUUACUCGAGAAGUACCUUCUCACACCUCGCCACGUUGAAGUACAAAUAUUCGCGGAUACAUAUAAUAAUGUAGUGCAUCUGUUCGAAAGAGACUGUUCUAUACAGAGACGACAUCAGAAAAUCUUGGAAGAAGCUCCCGCGCCAAUGUUGGAUGAAGCCAUAAGAAAUGAACUAGGAAGAAAAGCUGUAGCUGCAGCCAGGGCGGUCGGAUACGUUGGUGCUGGGACAGUGGAGUUUAUUAUGGACACUACAGAUGGAAAGUUUUAUUUCAUGGAAAUGAACACGAGGUUGCAGGUUGAACAUCCAGUUACAGAGAUGGUUACAGGGACUGAUUUAGUGCAGUGGCAGUUCGAGGUUGCUGCAGGAAAUUCUUUGCCUCUAAGUCAAGAUCAAAUUCAACUCGACGGGCAUGCAUUUGAAGCACGUAUUUACGCUGAAAAUCCUACCAACAAUUUCCUGCCGGAUACUGGUACACUUCUUCAUCUUCGAACGCCUCAGCCCUCUACUACUGUCCGAAUCGAAACCGGUUUUGAUCAGGGUGACCAAGUUAAUGUUUACUACGAUCCGAUGAUAGCAAAGCUUGUUGUCAAAGGUGGUGAUCGGGCGGAGGCGUUAAGAGCUUUGAGAAACGCGUUGGAUGAUUAUGAGGUUGUUGGUUUGAAUACCAAUAUCGAAUUCUUAAAGCAAGUAGCUUCGCAUUCCGCGUUUGUUGACGGUCAAGUGGAGACUGGAUUUAUUGAAAAACAUAGAGAGGAUUUAUUCCAAUCAGAUCCAAAUAUUCCACCAGAAUUAAUCGCACAAGCUUCUCUGUCUAUUGUCUUGUGUGAGCUAGGCAAAAUACAGAAUCAAGCUAGUAAUAGUCUUGAUCCCUUCUCGCCAUGGUCUUAUCUUUCAUCAACUCGGCUAAAUUCAACUCACACGAGACAGAUUAUUCUCGGUGAUAAUAAUAAUACGGAAUUCAAUACAUAUAUAACGUUCAACAAAGAUGGAUCAUACGACAUUACAAUAAUGUCUGCAUUGACUGAUCCGGCAAUUUUCAACAAGGUGACAGCUACUUGGAAUGAAACAGAACGUGAAAUAAUUGCAAAUAUUGGGGACAGGAGAUUUAAAAGCCAUGUAGUGUUUGAUAAGCAGCAGAAAGUAGUUAUUUUUGGAGAGGGUUUAAGGACCGUUUUAAUGAUACCUGAGCCUAACUAUCUUCAGGAAACUGGAAGUGAUACGGCAGGAUCAGUUAAGACUCCUAUGCCAUGUAGAGUAUCUCAGAUUCUUGUGGAAUCUGGACAAACAGUUGAGAAAGGAACUCCACUGAUAGUUCUGGAAGCCAUGAAGAUGGAGCAUCUCAUUAAAUCUCCAGUCACUGGUACUAUCGACAAGAUCUACUACAAAGUCGGAGAUCUUGUUGAGGAGAAUAAAAAUCUACUAGGAUUUGUUGAGAAUUAG
Messenger RNA from Paraglomus brasilianum, 2262 nucleotides. NCBI's taxonomy places the organism in Eukaryota, Fungi, Glomeromycota, Glomeromycetes, Paraglomerales, Paraglomeraceae. The record is from the annotation of a GenBank genome assembly.